UUCUGCUAACAGGUUCUAGGGUUUAUGAUCUCAUCGUCGUCUACAGGUUAAUCGAAGCUCAAAUCGGGUUUAAAAUGGUGAAAUUUAUAAAGCCGAACAAGGCAGUUAUUGUUCUUCAAGGCCGAUUCGCCGGCCGUAAGGCUGUGAUUGUCCGCAACUUCGAUGACGGAACCCGCGAUCGGCCCUAUGGCCAUUGUUUGGUUGCAGGGAUGAAGAAGUACCCGAGCAAAGUGAUUCGUAAAGAUUCGACGAAGAAGACGGCGAAGAAAUCGAGAGUGAAGGCUUUCAUCAAGCUUGUGAACUACCAGCACAUAAUGCCGACAAGGUACACGCUCGACGUUGAUCUCAAGGAUGUGGUUAAUGCGGAUUGUUUGCAGUCGAAAGGCUCGAAGGUUGUGGCUGCGAAGGAGAUCAAGAAGAGGUUGGAGGACAGGUUUAAGACUGGGAAGAACAGGUGGUUUUUUACCAAGCUUAGGUUCUGAGGAAAUUGUUUCGAGGAUUUGGAGGUUUUUCUUUCAUCUUGUUUUAAAUUUUGGAAGUACAUUUUAAAUUAUCAAUCAUCCAUUGUUUGGUGCGAUGAUACUAAAUUUUGUUGAUCUUCUCUAAGCCCUAAAUGGGUGGAACGAGGAAGAAUCUAAUUGAAUGAUCUGAAUCGUUCGAUCUCUUUUAAACGCCUCACAUUUGGAUACAAUUUCAAUUUCUGAUUCUCGAUGAACGCAAUAGGAUCUUUGUAUGAUCAAAUGGCAUUGCUGAUCACACAUACAAGUACAACUGGGUAAAUUCCUUCCCAUUGCUUU
Cucurbita pepo subsp. pepo (vegetable marrow) is the source of this 797-nucleotide messenger RNA. Its product is annotated as large ribosomal subunit protein eL27. The record is from RefSeq and is a predicted model, not a curated record. Gene Ontology annotation, cellular component: ribosome. NCBI's taxonomy places the organism in Eukaryota, Viridiplantae, Streptophyta, Magnoliopsida, Cucurbitales, Cucurbitaceae. Gene Ontology annotation, biological process: translation. Gene Ontology annotation, molecular function: structural constituent of ribosome.